Molecule: messenger RNA, 1405 nt
Organism: Labrus bergylta (ballan wrasse)
Lineage: Eukaryota; Metazoa; Chordata; Actinopteri; Labriformes; Labridae
Source: RefSeq, a predicted model, not a curated record
UUCUCUUUUAUCUAGUCGGGGCAAAAUGGCAAGUCCGAGCAAAAAGGCAAAAAAUACGAUCACCAAGGUGUUUAAUGAUCCCAUCCAUGGUAGCAUAGAGUUACACCCACUCCUCAUCAAGAUCAUUGACACACCUCAGUUCCAGAGACUUCGAUUCAUAAAGCAGCUUGGAGGUGUCUACUUUGUUUACCCUGGAGCGUCUCACAACCGCUUUGAACACUCGAUCGGGGUGGGAUACUUAGCAGGAAAACUUGCUGAGGCUCUCAGGUCAAGGCAGCCGGAUCUCGACAUCACUGACAGAGACGUCCUUUGUGUUCAGAUUGCUGGCCUCUGUCAUGACCUGGGUCAUGGACCCUUUUCCCAUCUGUAUGAUGGAAUGUUCCUCCCCAAAGCACUGAAAAAGAAGGGAAAAGAAAUGAGAAGAAAUGAGGAGAAAUUGGGAGAAGAGGAAAAAUUGGAGGAAUGGAAGCAUGAAAAGGGCUCUUGUGACAUGCUAGACCACCUGCUGAAAGAGAAUAAUCUUAAACCAGUGAUGGAGGAGUAUGGACUGAAACCUAAAGAUGUGACAUUCAUUAAGGAGAUGAUUGCUGGACCUCUACAGGAAUCUAAAAGCAAGAAGGCAAGUUCACCUCAUUAUUGGCCGUACGAAGGGCGCAAAGAAAAAAAGUCCUUCCUCUACGAAAUUGUGUCCAACAAAAAAAACGGCGUUGAUGUGGACAAGUUUGACUACUUGGCCAGGGACUCUUCCUACCUGGGGAUCAUGAACAACUUUGACUUUCGUCGCUUCCUGCAGUUUGCCAGAGUGUGUGAGGUUGAUGGCAGGAAAACUAUCUGCACCAGAGACAAGGAGGAAGACCAUAUGUACCACUUGUUCUAUACAAGACACCGUCUCCACAAAAGAGCCUGUCAGCACAGAGUAAGCCACAUCAUACAAGAAAUGAUUGCAGAGGCUUUUUUGAAAGCAGACAGUCACAUUCAGAUUGAAGGAUCAGGAGGGAGGAUGUUCACUCUCUCUACAGCCAAUGAGGACAUGGAGGCCUACACAAAGCUCACAGACAAAGUGUUUGAGGAAAUACUCAACUCUUCCGACCCGAACCUACAAGAGUCGAGGCAGAUUCUGCAAAACAUCAUCUCUCGAAAGAUCUACAAGUUUGUUGGUGAGACAACGCCAAAGAACCCCAUCCCGGAUUGGAAAAGCCUGAAGCCUAGCUGGAAAGAAGGAUUGGCUCAACCCUUACCUGAGGGAGGAAGAAAACUGACACGAAAGGACUUUAAAAUCCUGGUCAUUGAAAGGGACUAUGGCAUGGACGAUAAAGACCCUAUCCAACAUGUUCAUUUCUACAGCAAAUCUGACCUUAACAAGGCAAAGGCAAUGCCCAAAGAAAAGGUAAGAACUAAAUAUUGA